Aspergillus pseudotamarii is the source of this 1680-nucleotide messenger RNA. Its product is annotated as DEAD/DEAH box helicase. The record is from RefSeq and is a predicted model, not a curated record. Gene Ontology annotation, molecular function: RNA binding; ATP binding; RNA helicase activity. The transcript has 9 exons. Gene Ontology annotation, cellular component: nucleus. Bases 1 to 1680 code for a protein of 559 amino acids. NCBI's taxonomy places the organism in Eukaryota, Fungi, Ascomycota, Eurotiomycetes, Eurotiales, Aspergillaceae.
AUGGAUACAUUUGACGUGUCCAAAAUGGGCGCUGCCCUUGAGGAUGUAACGCACGCACAGAAUGCCAGAAAGGCCGAAGCUGCUAGUACUGCCCGCGAAAAAGGGUGGACUGAGCCAGAGGGCUACGACUACUCCAAGUACAAUACAGCCCCUCUCGGGCCUCCUCUGGCCACCCCUGGUGAGGGCACUGAGCCAGAACAGCAACAGCAGGAUCUCCCUGAGUGGGCGGCCAACGCGGCAAAAUACGAGUGGAAAGACGAAUACGUCGUCGCUGAAAGUCGUGAUCGUCCUAAUCCAAUUAAGAGUUUUGAUGAUGCCGGACUGCACCCCAUCGUGCGUGACAACGUCCAGCUCUGUCACUACAAUAUUCCAACGCCAAUCCAGGCAUAUGCGAUCCCUGCGGUCAUGACGGGCCACGAUCUCAUCGCUGUUGCCCAGACUGGCUCCGGAAAGACCGCAGCCUUCCUGAUCCCGGUCCUGUCAAAAUUGAUGGGAAAGGCGAAAAAACUUGCUGCUCCCCGUCCGAACUUGGCGGACGGGUAUAACCCCAUCAUUGAUGCUGUCCGUGCAGAACCUCUGGUCUUGAUCGUUGCGCCUACUAGGGAACUGUCUACACAGAUAUUCGAUGAAGCACGCCGACUCUGUUAUCGCUCUAUGUUGCGUCCAUGCGUUGUGUACGGCGGUGCUCCUGUGCGUGACCAGAGGGACGAGCUGCAGAAAGGCUGCGACAUUCUCAUUGGCACGCCUGGAAGACUUUUGGAUUUCAUGGAUAAGCCUCAUAUUCUGUCUCUCCGCCGUGUCAAGUACACUGUCAUCGACGAAGCAGAUGAACUUCUCCUUGCGGACUGGGAGUCUGACUUCAACAAGAUCAUGUCAGGUGGAGAUAUGAACGAGGAUGCGGACCACCGUUACAUGAUGUUUUCUGCGACAUUCAACAAGGAGUGCCGUCAGCUGGCCCGCAAGUUCCUUGCGGAUGACCACGUUCGUGUUCGUGUUGGACGUCCUGGCAGUACUCACAUCAAUGUAGACCAGAGUAUUGUCUACUCCGAAGAGCAUCUCAAGAAGCAGUGCCUCUAUGAUCUGCUUCUGGCGAUGCCCCCCUCUCGUACCUUGAUCUUUGUCAACUCAAAAGCACAGGCAGAUUUGCUGGAUGAUUACCUGUAUAACAUGGGUCUACCCAGCACUUCUAUCCACUCAGAUCGUACCCAACGCGAGCGUGAGGAUGCCUUGCGUGCUUUUCGUACUGCCAAAUGCCCAAUCCUGGUCGCGACUGGGGUUUCAGCUCGCGGGCUUGACAUCAAGAAUGUCAUGCAUGUUGUUAAUUACGAUCUUCCCCGCCAGUCCCACGGUGGCAUCGUCGAGUAUGUUCAUCGCAUUGGACGUACUGCCCGAAUUGGAAACGAAGGACUUGCUACGUCCUUUUACAAUCAUGACCGCGACUCGGACCUCGCCCCUGAUCUUGUUCGGCUUCUUCUUGAAACCAAACAGAAGAUACCUGACUUUCUGGAGUCCUACAAGCCUGGCGAUGGUGAAAACCUGUUUGAGGACGACACCGAUGAUGAGGAUGGAGAAGGUGGUGGUGAGAAUGAGAAUGAGGGCGCUGGUAAUAAUGCCUGGGGUGGAAUUCCCAUGGGUGAAACCGAAGAUGCCCCUGCCCCUGCCGUCAACUACGACUUCUAG